CUUAUUAUUUCCUUUCCAAAUACCUCCUAUAUUUCAACUUUAAUACCUAAUACUAAUAUCACUAAAUAAUUAAAGAAUCAUGUCAGAGAUCACCACCUCCACAAGCACGACUACAAGAAAGAGAAACAAUUCGAUUAUACCCUACGAGUUUCGAAACGAUACGAGUGAUGGAGGCAUGGAACGAGCAGCUUUAGCCACUGUUUUUGGCGUGAGGGAAUACACCGAAUCCAAAAUAUUUUGGAACUCGGAGGAAGACUAUUAUGAUGACAACUCUGCGACGACAAGUACGAAACCUGUUCAACGAAGCCUAAGCAAGCGUAGUUACACCAGCAGUAGCAGUCGUCAUGUACAACCUUCCACCAAUAAGAUCUUACCCAUCAUACCAGCUGUAAGUGAAUUUGGUGAUAUAUGGUCGCAAGUCAAUCCAACCACUACCACCACCACCGAUAUGAAUAACAAGCAGCAACAUACACAGGAACUGACCAACAAUACUAGUAAAGUUGAAUACAACAGUAACAGUUUUCAGAUAUCACCACCUGCUGAUCUUUCGGAUUAUCCUCUUACUCUGUUUGAUCUUAUAAAAUCAGAUGAAAACCCAAACUUUAUUUUGUGGGGAACUAUUCAAAAAACAAACAAUACAAUUCCACCCACUGCUCCCAAACAACAAGACGAGACGGAGGAAGAUGACACAAAGAAGAAGAAGUCAAGAUGGUCUGCUCAUCAAUUUAUAUCAGAUAGUUUUAAAAAAAAGAGCCCUACGUUUUACAAUAACUCUUUACCCAUUAUGUUAUCAACCGCAGAAGAAAGUCGCGUGAUUGAGGCUGCUACCAUUGAAAAACUUGUUGAGAAACUCACAAUAUCUUUGGACUACACUUUUAUGACAGACUUUUUUCUGAUAUUUCGGGUGUUCAUGUCACCUCUGCAGCUAUGCAAAUUCUUGAUCACUCGGUUUAGAUGGAGCAUAGAGAACAACGAGGAAGAACGAUGUAUUGUUAGAAUAAGAACAUUUGUUGUCAUGCGACAUUGGCUACUCAACUACUUUUUACAUGACUUUAUACCUAGUCGAGAACUUCGCAUUGCGUUGACUAGUUUUUUGAAUGCAAUGCCAUACCAUCCACUGAUCAAACAAUCUCCCAGAGAUCAACGCAUUAUCAAGGGGUUAAAACGUGUUGUACGAAGACUAAAAAAGAUAUACUAUGCUUCCUCAUCUUCUGGUAAGAAAGUGCAAGUGAUCCAACCCCCUCCUCCUACUUUUGAGCAAGAAAAAGUUAUGGCCAUGGUGAAGGAUAAGUUGGCCCAAAGUACGAUCAAGCAAAAGACAUUCAAUAUCGUGGACGGUAUUCAUGUGGAUACUCGACAUAGUAGCAAUACCGCAAUCAAAAGUGCGCAUGCUGCUCCUGUUGUUGUUAUCGGCAACUACCCUACCAGAAGACGAGGAUCAUCUGCUUCAUCUGCACAUCUGAGUAAAUCACACGAAAAUGAAUCCACCAGUGCUUCUUUAGAAUGGGCAAAAAUCAGUCAUCCAUCCGAUUACAGCCAGCGUAAUUUAUCAGACAAUUCGCUUGAAAGCGCACUUUCCCCAGGUACCUCGGAGGAUGAAGAAGAUGAUUUAUCAGAGUUUGACGAAGACGAAACCCAAAAAAGCUUUAGCAGCAAACCCACCGCGAGUACAACUCAAAUUACAAGUGAUGAACUAUCGGAAAAGUUGGAACGGCUUCGACAACAACAAGAAGAGGACGACGAACGUAACCGAGCAGAAUUCUUUCUGUCUGCUUACAGAGAUAACCCAUCUUCUAUAACAGCGGGAGGGUCACUCCAUCAGUCGAAUUGGAGUGACAAUGGCGAUGUACGUACACGAUCCUUCUACAACGCACAAUUAGCCAUACCAUCUACAGUUUCUACACCAGAUAUCUAUUACCCGACGGCCGUCAUCUCUUAUUUUGAUACGGACGAAAAUAAUUUAAUUGCUUCAACUUCUUAUAAUUCCAUGGCAUAUCCUUCGGUAACUGAAUCAGAAAUUGUUACCCCUUCGAAUGACUGCUUGCAACAACAACAGCGCUAUCAUUUUCUGUCACAUCACCCUGAAGACAAGACAUUAUUGUCUCAACGCUCUAGUAAAAUCUUGUAUGAUCCGAAAAAGAAACCUUUGCCGUCUUUAAAUGAUCCCAUGAUUACAUCGUGUUCUUCCAUUGCUUCUUAUGCAAAAUCCAAGCAAUUACCAAGGACUCCUUCUAUCAGAAACGAGGAGGAUGGCGCAGAGUCUUGGAGAUUAUCCAUUCAUAGUAGCCAUAAACAACAAACGGCCUCUUGUACGUCCGAAUUAAGACGCACCGAUUCAAAUUUGACUGAGAAUACAAGCCAUACCCCAAGGUCUAGAAUUUUAGAGAUUGACAUCUCUCAUAACCACCAUCCUACGCCUCCUUUACCUCUUUACAUCAAAGCACAAGAGCGAAAGUCGAUUGUGCUCAGUUACUCUACUUCUGUGAUGGCAGAGCAAUUUUGUUUGAUUGAAAAGGCGAUCUUACUAGCCGUAAAUUGGGAAGAACUGGUUGACUGUAAAUGGACAAAGAUGCCAAGCUCUACCUUAUAUCACCCGAAUUCGGAUAUAAGCCAUCUUCAAAGUGCCAGUAGCAGUGUCAAUGAUGACAGUAGCGGUGGUCCUGUGUCGAGUGGUACACAACCACCACAGCCAGGCAUGUACUCACGUCAAAAGAGGAUGAAGCAGCAAGAAGAGAAAGAUACAGAUGGAUCCCAGAGGGGUAUUGAAAAGGUCAUUAAUCGAUUUAAUGCCGUAUGUCAAUGGGUAUCCAGUGAGAUUGUUCAGACAAGACAGAUGGAUGAUCGUGUCAAACUCAUUGAAAAGUUUAUUCGUCUGGCCAAAAAAUGCAAAAACAUUUGUAACUUUACUACAUUGAUUCAAAUCCUCUUGGGUUUACAGUCAUCCUCGGUAUCAAGGUUAGAAAAAACCUGGAGUUUAGUCAAGAAACGAGAAAUGAAGAUAUUACAGGAGCUUUCAACAUUUACCUCACCUACGAAGAACUGGAAGAACAUUCGAGAUAGUAUGACUAAAGUAGCAGAAGAGUAUGGAGAAUCGCCCACGGAAAUUCAAGUGCAGGUGCCAGAAACCAACAAAAAGAAGAAAAAGAAGCCUGGUGUUACCAUCAAAUUGCCGUUUGGAGGAUGUAUCCCGUUCUUGGGGAUCUACCUGUCGGACCUUGUGUUUAACGCUGAACUUCCUUCUUACUUACCAUCGACCAAUAACAAUAUACGAACAAAACGUCAAGGUACGAUGGAUCAACUUCUUUCACAGCCAUUAAUACACUUUCGGAAACAUCGGAUCACAGCGACUGUGAUUAAACGUGUACUUGUAUUUCAAAAUUUGGCAAAGCGAUAUUCAUUUGAUGAAUCGGGAGAUGCUUUACUAUACUCAAGUUGUUUCCAAGUCACUUCCUUGGACCCAGAUACCAUUAAUAAAUUAAGUUAUGACAUUGAACUUUAAUGAUAAUAAUAAAAAAAAA
Molecule: messenger RNA, 3518 nt
Organism: Mucor mucedo
Lineage: Eukaryota; Fungi; Mucoromycota; Mucoromycetes; Mucorales; Mucoraceae
Product: ras guanine nucleotide exchange factor domain-containing protein
Exons: 5
Coding region: 80-3499 (1139 amino acids)
Biological process (GO): Ras protein signal transduction; positive regulation of GTPase activity
Cellular component (GO): plasma membrane
Molecular function (GO): guanyl-nucleotide exchange factor activity
Source: RefSeq, a predicted model, not a curated record